UGCUCAUCACGCACCUCCGCGCCGAUCAAUUGUUUUCGUUGCGGAUACGACGCAGAUUGGACACAACUCGAAGGCAGGGACGUGGAAGCGUCCUGCGUGUCGUGAAAAAGUGCGAAGCCAUUAGGCCAAACGUGAGGUUUUGAGGAUUUGCUUAUAGGUUAUUAGCUGGUGCAUGUCGAUAUUGUUUCGUCAUUAUUUUUUUUUCACGAACGAGUCCCCGACGCUUUCACGCGCCAUAUCAGGUAUUCCAUAUUUCGAAAAAUUUAUGGCCCGAACGAACAAACGAAUUUGCUCAAAACCUCGCACUGCCGUCUACCCCAAGCGAACGACGCUUUGCGUUCGACAGAGCGAGAGCUGACGAAAAGAAAUCUCCCGCUUUCUAACGGUACUUGAGCAUUGCAAUGAUGCCUUUUGCUGCCGCUUUUGGUGUGCCAUUUAGAUUGUAUGUGUUCGACUUCUUUUUUUCGCGCAGGAACAAAAUGGCGGAAGAGGAGUUCGCGAUCACUGGUUUCUCGGCCUAUUUUCCGGGAGCCGACCACCUGGUCGAGUUCAAGGAGAAGCUAUACGCCGGUGUGGACUUCGUCACAGAUGAGGAGAUGCGCUGGCCUCGAGGUCACCUGGGCCUUCCCGAAAGAAUGGGAGCAAUCCGCGACCUGACCCUCUUCGACGCGCAGUUCUUCGGUGUGCACCCGAAACAGGCACACAAGAUGGACCCCCAGCUGAGACUCCUGCUGGAGACCUCGUACGAGGCCAUCGUGGACUCCGGCUACGACCCGGCCACCUUGCGCGGACGCAAGGUGGGCGUCUUCAUCGGGGCCUCCGACUCCGAGAUGUUGGAAGGGUUAACCGUAGACACGGACAAGAUCGACGGAUACGCGCUGGCCGGCUGCUGCCGAUCCAUGUUCUCCAAUCGCAUCUCCUUUUCGCUCGACUUCCACGGACCGAGCAUCACUGUCGACACCGCGUGCUCGUCUACAAUGAUUGGCCUAAACCAGGCCAUGCUGGCGCUUCGCUCCGGACAGUGCGAGGCUGCUAUCGUGGGCGGUAGCAUGCUCACACUCAAGCCCGCAUCGUCCAUUAACUUUUGGCGCCUCGGCAUGCUCUCCCCGGAUGGCAAAUGCAAGGUGUUUGACUCUGACGGAAACGGAUACGUCCGCAGUGAAACCGUAGGCGUCUUCUUUCUUCAACGAGCUUCUGAGGCCCGUCGUAUCUAUGCCAAAGUGAUCAACGUCAAGGCCAACACGGAUGGCUACAAGACCGAGGGAAUCACGUUCCCGUCGUCCAAACUGCAGGAGCGGCUUCUGCGCGAGGUGUACACCGAAGCUAAAGUCGAUCCACGCAAAGUCGGGUACGUCGAGGCCCACGGUACAGGAACCAAGGUUGGCGAUCCCCAGGAGUUGGGCGCCAUCAGCAACGUCUUCUGCGGGCCCGGUCGGGAGAAGCCGCUCAAGAUCGGCUCCGUCAAGAGUAACAUAGGACACUCCGAGGGAUCCUCAGGCAUUGGCUCAAUGGCCAAGGUUAUCCUGGCCCUGGAGACGGGCACCAUCGCUGGCAACCUGCAUUUCAAGGAGGCCAACCCCAACAUCCCGUCUCUGCACGACGGCACCAUUGAGGUGGUGGACAAGACGUCCCCGUUGCCAGGCAACCUGAUUGGCAUCAACUCGUUCGGCUUCGGCGGCGCCAACGUACAUGCCAUCCUGGAGGCGAACCCGGCGCCCUGCGUGGACGCCUUGCCACGCGAGAAGCCCGAGCUGCCAAGAUUGGUCCUCAUGGCUGGCAGGAACAAGGAGUCGCUGGAGCGUACUCUGAACCGGGUCGAAGCCGAGGGACCAUACCCGGACUCGGCGUACGCCCUCCUAAACAAGGUCGGCCAACCCAGCAUAUACCAGUUCCCGUACCGAGGUUUCGCCGUGAUCCGCGUCGACGGUUCGGGCAAGGAAGCCGUCAAGGUGACCGAGCAGGCGCCAUUCGAGAAGCGGCCCCUGUGGUUCGUCUUCACCGGCAUGGGCUGCCAGUGGAACGGCAUGGCCCGCCAGAUGAUGCAGUUUGACGUGUUCGCCCGCUCCAUACACAAAUCUCACGAGCUGCUCAAGCAGUUUGGCAUCGACCUCAUCGACCUGGUGACCAGCGACAACCCAGCCAACCAAACCUUGGUGUCGCCGUUCGUCUCCGUCGCCGUCAUUCAGGUGGCGCUUGUUGACAUGCUUCGUGCCAUUGGUGUCCAUCCGGAUGGCAUUUUGGGUCACUCGGCGGGCGAGACCGGUUGCGCCUACGCCGACGGAGGCUUCACCGCAGAGCAGACUGUGUUGUGCGCUUACUGGCGAGGCCGCUGCGUUGAGCUGGAAAAUCCUCCAAAGGGGGCCAUGGCUGCAGUCGGCCUGACGUGGGAGGAAACAAAGAAGCGCUGCCAUGACGGCGUCAUCGCUGCGUGCCACAACGCCCAGGACUCUGUGACCGUGUCCGGGCCGGCCAAGGCCGUGGCCAAGAUGGUCGCAGAGCUCAAGGCCGAGAACGUGUUCGCCCGUGAGGUGAACAGCAUGAACGUGGCCUUCCACAGCCCUCAGAUACAGAGCGUAGGGCCCUCGCUCCGGCAGGCCCUAGAAAAGGAGGCUCCUCACCCGAAGCCCCGCACCGAGCGCUGGGUGAGUUCCUCGGUGCCAGAGAGCCGCUGGGGUGAACCCUUGGCCCAGCGCUGCUCGGCCGAGUACCACGUGAACAACAUGCUCUCGCCCGUGCUCUUCCGCGAGGCCCUCCAACACGUGCCCAGCAAUGCCAUCGUGGUCGAGAUCGCGCCACACUGUCUUCUGCAGGCCAUCCUCCGGCGUGCCCUGGGCUCCGGCGCCAGCUGCCUCGGCCUGAUGAAGCGCAACGAGGACAACCACGCCUUCUUCCUCAGCUCAUUGGGCAAGCUACACACGCUGGGAGUCCAGAUGGACUUGGCUCCGUUGUAUCCGCCGGUGCCGUGGCCCCUGCCGCGUGGUACGCCCAACAUCGGCCACCUGGUCAGCUGGGAUCACUCGCAGCAGUGGGGCGUCGUCGGGUGGAACGAGUUCCCGACGUUGGCGCAGGUUCCCGAGGAAGCCGUCGAGGUCAACGUCGAGGACAACGAAGGCGACGCCUACCUAGCCGGCCACCAGCUGGACGGCCGAGUUCUGUUUCCCGCGACUGGCUACAUGGUGCUGGCCUGGAAGUCCUUGACCAAGCGCUGUGGCAAGUUGUUCCACCAGGUGCCCGUGGUUUUUGAGGACGUGACCCUACACAGGGCCACCAUCCUACCAAAGAGCGGCUCCGUGAAGUUCCUGGUGAACAUCAUGCGCGCCACUGGCGUGUUCGAGGUGUGUGAGGCUGGCACAGUGGCCGCGAGCGGCCACAUCCGCAUGGCCGAAGAAGGCGAGAAGGUCUUGAACAGGGAGCCCCCCGGGACGCCCGCUGAGACCGUGGCCUACGAUCUGGACGCCGAGGACAUCUACAAGGAGCUCAGGCUUCGGGGCUACGAGUACUACGGAGGCUUCCGGGGCAUCAUCAAGGCCGACCUCAACAAGCCGUACGGCACGCUCAAGUGGGAGGACAACUGGGUCACCUUCACUGACACCAUGCUUCAGUUCUGCAUCUUGGGCAACCCACUGCGAACCUUCAGACUGCCCGUCAGGAUACAGUCGUGCCGCAUCGACCCCGAAGUCCACGCUAAGGUGGUCGAAAAGGUUGGCGAUGCGGGCCUCCACGUCGUCUACAACCCUUACCUCAACACGUGCCGCGCCGGCGGCGUCGUGAUCCGGGGCCUCAAGGCCAGCAUCGGUCCGCGGCGCGCUGUGCAGCAGACGCCUUUCCUUGAAGAAUACCAGUUCGUGCCGUACGCAGACAAUGAUUCUGCUCGCGACGAGCGUGAGUCCCGCAUCCACGAGUACGUCGAGGUGUGCUGCGGCGUCGCGCGCCGCGUCCUCGAGUCGUGUGGCAUGAACAGGGCGCAAGUCUCGGACGUCAUGAACGGCUUCCGCGAAGCUCCCGAACAAGUGCUCAACCGCUACCUCGAGAACCCGGGCGAGAACCAUGGCCUCCUCAAAGUCCUGGCCGCCAUCCAGAAACAGGCCAACGGCUCCGCCGCGUCUCUGUUCGCCACCGUCCAGUCGACCCUCGAUGCACACAAGGAGGACCUGCAACGGGACUUCCUUAACACGGUUCUCCUCGAAGAGGACCCGCUGCGCUACCUCUUGGACGUCGUGGUCGAGAACACGAGCACCAAAAAGAUGCGCGUUCUGGAGUUGGCAGGAAAAGACAGCAUGUUGCUGGCGCCAUGGGUGACUGACCUACUUCGCCUAGCGAACAUCCUACUGAAGAUUGAGUACACCGUGGCCCACCCGGCUCCGGACACGAUCGCGACAGAGCAGCUUUCGGAAGGAGCGAGAACGGUCAAGUGGGACCCCGCCUCGGUCUCCACGGGUGGCCUUCCCGAAGCAGACCUGAUCGUCACGCGCGGCGAGUCUGGCAAGAAUCUCGAGUCUCUGGCCGAGGAUCUCUUCUCCCAAUGCAAGGAGAACUGCUUCGUCCUGCUCGACCAGCGCACAGCACUCACUCCUGCCGAGACGUUCUUGUCGACAAUCGGCAAGGUACCGCUCCGGGUCCAAGCAGUCGAGACCGUGGAGGCCGCCUUCCGCGCCCGCGGAUUCCACGUGGUCGGCCUCAAAUCCAACAAUGUGUCCACGCUGUUCCUGCUCAGGAAGGCCUCCGUUGUCGACGCGGCGAAACAGGAGGUGAUCAAGGUCAGAAACACCGGUUACGACUGGGUUGAGCCUCUCAAGACUAAGGCAGCCGAAUACGAGAGCGGGCCUGCCGGACAUAAUGUCUGGCUGCUCGCCGAGGACGUGGCCAUCAGCGGAGUCGUGGGACUGACCAACUGCCUCCGGCAGGAAAGCGGAAGCCACGUCAGGUGCAUAUUCAACGCGAGCAUCAAGGGACCGAACAAGGUCGCCGACUUCAGCCCAAGCAACCCGGCAUACAAGGACAUACUAGAAAAAGACUUGGUCAUGAACGUAUACCGCGAUGGGCAGUGGGGAUCGUACAGGCACCGGGUCGCGCAGUCUGACGGAGCUCCGAAGACCAACACGCCGUACGCCUUCCUGAACGUGCAAACCCGAGGCGAUCUGUCUAGCCUGCAAUGGUACGAGUCGCCGCUACGAUACGCGUCACCGUCUAGCAGUACGCAUGGUGUCCUGUGUAGCGUAUACUACUCCCCACUCAACUUCAGAGACAUCAUGCUGGCCACCGGAAAGCUUCCACCGGAUGCUUUGCCUGGCAACCUGGCUUCCUCGGACUGCGUCCUCGGCCUGGAGUUCUCUGGCCGCGACCCGAAGGGACGCCGAGUCAUGGGCGCCGUGGCAUCCCAAGGCAUGGCGACGGCAGUGGCCGCAGACCCAGGCUUUCUGUGGGAGGUGCCUGAGUCGUGGAGCCUUGAGGAAGCCUCCACAGUUCCGGUCGCCUACUCGACCGCCUACUACGCGCUGCUGGUGCGAGGCAACAUGAGACCGGGAGAGUCCCUGCUUGUCCACUCUGGCAGCGGUGGCGUCGGACAGGCGGCCAUCUCCAUCGCCCUAUCCAUGGGUUGCACGGUCUUCACCACCGUCGGUUCCAAGGAGAAGCGAGAGUUCCUCAAGCGCCGCUUCCCGCAGCUCCAGGACCGCAAUUUUGCAAACUCGCGCGAUCUCUCGUUCGAGGCUCACGUCCUUCUGGAGACGAACAGCCGAGGUGUUGACCUCGUACUCAACUCGCUGGCAGAAGAGAAGCUCCAGGCCAGCGUCCGCUGCCUGGCAACCCACGGCCGAUUCCUGGAGAUCGGCAAGUUCGACCUGUCCAAGAACUCGCCGCUGGGCAUGUCGGUGUUCCUCAAGAAUGUCACCUUCCACGGCAUCCUGCUGGACGCGCUCUUCGGCGACGAUCCCUUCGUCGCCGCCGACAAGCGCCGCGUCGUCGAGCUUGUCCGUGAGGGCAUUGCUUCGGGCGCGGUGCGACCGCUGGAUGCCAUCAAGUUUGAGCGGGACCAGGCCGAGGAGGCGUUCCGGUUCAUGGCCUCCGGAAAGCACAUGGGCAAAGUGGUGCUCCAGAUCAGGCCGGAAGAGACCUCGCGCAAGACGACGCCCGCCACGCCACUCACGGUGGUGGCCGUGGCCCGCACCUGCUUCUACGAGCACAAGUCGUACGUGAUCGCCGGCGGUCUCGGGGGCUUCGGCCUGGAGCUGGCCGACUGGAUGGUGCACCGCGGAUGCCGCAAGCUGGUGCUCAGCGCGCGGUCCGGCGUGCGCACGGGGUACCAGAGGCUGUGCCUUCACCGGUGGCAGCAUGCGGGCUGCAAGGUGGUUGUGAGCAAAGCCGAUGCCUCGACCGAGAAGGGCGCCCGGCAGAUCGUCGAGGACGCCAAGGCACUGGGACCGGUCGGUGGCAUCUUCAACCUGGCAGUGGUUCUACGCGACGCACUGCUUGAGAACCAGACGCCAGACACCUACGAGAUCGUGUGCAAGCCCAAGGUUGACGGAACUCAACAUCUGGACGAACUGUCUCGAAAAACGUGCCCGCAGCUCGACCACUUCGUCGUCUUCUCGUCCGUGUCCUGCGGCCGAGGCAAUGCCGGACAGACCAACUAUGGCUACGCCAACUCCGUCAUGGAGCGGAUCUGCGAGAGACGGGUUUCCGAAGGGCUUCCCGGCCUUGCCAUCCAGUGGGGCGCCAUCGGUGAUGUCGGCGUUCUCCACGACACCAUGGGUGCCGAUGUGGUUGUCGGCGGCAGCCUGCCCCAGCGGAUCAGCUCCUGCAUGGCCGUCAUGGACAGGUUCCUCAGCCAAAGCCACCCGGUCGUCUCGAGCUUGGUCAAGGCCGACCUUUCCACCAAGUCGGAUGGAAAGAACAAGCAGGGCCUUGUCCAGUCCAUCACACACAUCCUGGGUGUGAAGGACCCGGCCAGUCUGAACCCGAACAUGAGCCUCGGAGAGCUGGGCAUGGACUCGCUCAUGGGCGUCGAGGUGAAGCAGACCAUCGAGCGCGACUACGAUCUCACCCUGUCCAUGCAAGAGAUCCGGCAGCUCACCAUCAACAGGCUGCGCGAGAUUGACGGCGGUGCCAGCAGCGAGCGGGUGUCCUCUGCAGCAAAUGCCGCCGCCGCGCCGCAGGAAAGCGAGGAACCCGCAGACGUGUCCGAGGUGCCGCGGCUGACGCUCAUCAAGGAGCUGGUUCCCCGCAACAUCCUGGUUGAGAUGAACGGCCUGAGGGGAGCCUCGCCCGUGUUCAUCGUGCACCCUGUCGAGGGUCACGUGAACGCCCUGUCCGAGCUGGCCAGCCAGCUCCCCGUUCGAGCUGUCGGAGUGCAGAGGACGCCCGACGUUUCGGGCUGGUCCAUAGAGGAGAUGGCCGCCGUGUACCGACAGAAACUCGUCGAGGUUCAGCCCAGGGGUCCCUACCACGUGGUCGGCUAUUCGUUCGGCGCCGCAGUGGCCUUCGAGAUAGCCGUCCAGCUGCAAGCGUCGGGAGCCUCCGUAGGCAGCCUGACCCUCCUGGACGGCGCCCCACAAUACAUGUCUGUGCACACCAGUCAACACCUGUCGCGCUUCUCUGGUAGCAAGGACGACGAGGAGUCCUCACUCUUCUGUGCCUUCCUCAUGCAGUACAUGGACAUCGACUUCAUAGAGGUCCGGAACCAGAUGAAACAGCACCCGAACUGGGAUGCCAAGCAAGAAGCAGCCACAGACAUUCUUCUCAAGGCAUACCCCGACGUACGGCCGAGCCGCUCGGACGUGGCUGCGGCGACGCGAGUCUUCUACGAGUUCCUCCUGUCCGGCACCAACUACAAGCCCCAGGUGAAGUUCCAUGGCGACAUCGUGCUUGUCAAGCCGACCAGGCCACGAAAAAUGGCGAGGCAGUUGCCAUUCGACUACGGCCUCUCCGAGUGCUGUGAUGGCAAGGUCGAGAUCAAGGUGGUCGACGGCCUCCACGAAAACUUCAUCCUCGGCCAAGGUGCCAAACAGUGUGCGGCUAUCAUAAGUCAACAAGUUAAACAUUGAAUUUUUAAAAAACAUACCGUACAUGUUUGAACAAACCCCAGGUGGCUCUCAUCUCCGUAUGCAACGCACCAAGCCCCGCGAAGUGUGGCUGGACCGGGGUUUUUGUGGAGCGAGUGUUUUGAUUGACUAAACGACUGAGCCACAUCAUUUUGCACUGUACAGGAAAGAACUCGUUCGCGUGGAACAUUGCAGAUGAUGUAGGAGCAGGCGUCCGCGAAACGCCAUUACUGUCACGUGCGAAUGGGCAGCAAUUAUUUGCAAGCUUGUUUUGGACCGGCUUCGAAGUUGGCUGUAACAAAUUUAGGUAACCGUAAGCAGGAACUCUGGGUCCACGCCAAGUCAUGAGAAAGUACAAGGGAUAGUUCCUGCACGCAAUCGUGCAAGGUUUGUACUUCCGCCUAAGUAUUGCAGUAGCCCAAGAACUGGACCGAACUACCGACUCACCAGAGGGCUCUCAAUCCCUGAUGUACGACGGUCGCAGUAAACAGACAAAAAUCAAGAGAAAGAGACAAUGAAAUGUGUAAAAGUGUAUUCGUCAUUCGAAGAUGUACACCUGUCAGGUGUGAGGCUACGAAGUGGCCUUUUUUUCUCGUUCUCUUGAGAUGGUGUCCUUGUUUUUCUUUUGCUGUCAUUCUUUUUUUCUCUGGUUAUUACAUGUACAAAGACAGCUGUCUAGCAGAGACGGCUGUGUAUUUAUGUAUUUGCCAGAACCAUGACGAACACUUUAUGUUCAUUUUUAUCACAUUCUUUAUAUUUUGACCCUGGAAAUAAAGACUUUUGUCGCGUA
This is a messenger RNA of Dermacentor andersoni, 8829 nucleotides long. Its product is annotated as fatty acid synthase-like. The record is from RefSeq and is a predicted model, not a curated record. Gene Ontology annotation, biological process: fatty acid biosynthetic process. NCBI's taxonomy places the organism in Eukaryota, Metazoa, Arthropoda, Arachnida, Ixodida, Ixodidae. Gene Ontology annotation, molecular function: phosphopantetheine binding; fatty acid synthase activity; 3-oxoacyl-[acyl-carrier-protein] synthase activity.